Messenger RNA from Penicillium diatomitis, 180 nucleotides. RefSeq lists its product as uncharacterized. The coding region runs from base 1 to 180 and encodes 59 amino acids. The transcript has a single exon. Lineage: Eukaryota; Fungi; Ascomycota; Eurotiomycetes; Eurotiales; Aspergillaceae. The record is from RefSeq and is a predicted model, not a curated record.
AUGGAUCAGAUCAAGGGUGCGAUUGUCAAGUUGACAUAUGAAAUAAGGCAUGGAUUUUAUCCCGAGCUGCGGAGGAAAAGCUCGCACGAGGAAAUUGUAUGCGCGUUCCUCGAGAAGCUAUCGGAAUGCGGCAAUGACGAGCACGAGCGCAACCAGGCAAACCGCAAUGAUAAGCUGUAG